CAGGACAAGAGGCCAACAUGAACAUACAGACGUUACUGAUUAAUAAAGCAACGAGAGAGUUAACGAUGCGUGUUUUUACAGGACAAGAGGCCAACAUGAACAUACAGACGUUACUGAUUAAUAAAGCGAUGAGAGAGUUAACGAUGCGUGUUUAUUACAGGACAAGAGGCAAACAUGAACAUACAGACGUUACUGACGGGCAAACAGAAGUUCUGCCGGCACUGUGAUGUGAUGGUGAGCAGCACUGGCAUCAGGAAGAAGGUCGCUGACAUGCCGUUCGUCACCAAGGAAGACCAGGAUGAAGACGAGGUGAUAUUCUGCAGUGCCAGCUGCUACAUGCAGUUUGCUAUCUCACACAGAGGAGGGUGUCUAGAAGCCAGGCAGGAGGCUGGCACGGUCAUCGAUCACGUCAGCACGGAGACGGAGACUCCACAGCGCAAGGACAAGGAAGCCCUGCGACGGAGGCUCAGCGACAGCGACAAGAAGGACGCGAAAGAGAAGGAGAGAGACCCUGAACUCGCAAAGCCUCUUGUGAAGAAGUGGAAGGGAACGAAGUACAGAGUGUGGACACCGGGCCUGCUCACUCCUGAGACGAAGUACGAUUCACCAACAGCUAAGGAAGUGGACGAGCUGCGCAUCAAGCUGGGUACGAUCAUUAGACUACCGAAGGACAACCGACCGGAGGACAGACGUCGCUGCCUGCUGUGUAAUAUGGCCGGCGAUGGCAAGAACAACGGUCCGGGCAGAGCUGCUGAAGCUGUCGACGUCGAAUAAGUGGGUACAACU
This is a messenger RNA of Priapulus caudatus, 786 nucleotides long. RefSeq names its product histone-lysine N-methyltransferase 2C-like. The coding region runs from base 175 to 774 and encodes 199 amino acids. NCBI's taxonomy places the organism in Eukaryota, Metazoa, Priapulida, Priapulimorpha, Priapulimorphida, Priapulidae. The record is from RefSeq and is a predicted model, not a curated record. Gene Ontology annotation, molecular function: histone binding; histone H3K4 methyltransferase activity; transcription coactivator activity. Gene Ontology annotation, cellular component: MLL3/4 complex. The transcript has 6 exons. Gene Ontology annotation, biological process: positive regulation of transcription by RNA polymerase II.